Daphnia pulicaria is the source of this 2422-nucleotide messenger RNA. Its product is annotated as proteoglycan 4-like. Gene Ontology annotation, cellular component: extracellular region. Gene Ontology annotation, molecular function: chitin binding. The transcript is spliced from 11 exons. Lineage: Eukaryota; Metazoa; Arthropoda; Branchiopoda; Diplostraca; Daphniidae. The record is from RefSeq and is a predicted model, not a curated record. The coding region runs from base 1331 to 2287 and encodes 318 amino acids.
AGAUAUUCACAGCAAGUAACCUGUGCACUAAGAUUCAAUCACAAUCACCAUGAAAUUGACAUUGUCAUUUGUUGUCGCCUGUGGAUUGAUGAGUUGCGCUCUGCUGGUUGAAGCCAAAUCCAGCAACAGCUUCCGCGAACUGAUAUCGAACAAGGCAGGCUCUUGCGCUGGAAGAUGCGGUCAGUCCGGAACCGACUCCACUAAGCCUUGCCAGUGCAAUCUAUCCUGUCAGACGUACGGCGACUGUUGCGACGACUACCUCACUCUCUGCAAUUCUUGCGACGGACGCUGUUCUGCUGCUUAUAAUAACAAGUGGCCAUGCCAAUGCAAUGUUGACUGUCCAUCCUACGGCAACUGUUGCUCCGACUUUCCGGCUUUAUGCCAAGGAGUUACAACAACCGUGAAGACUACAGUUACAGUUCCAGAUUUGACAACCACAACUACCCCCGUUCCAACCACACCAUUUUCCUGCCCUGAUGAUUACACCGCCAAACAUCCAAACCCCGACGACUGCCAUUCUUUUUACGAAUGUGUAGCCGGAGUGGCGUAUCUUGUAAACUGCCCACCUGGCCUUUACUACAAUCCGGAUUUACAAGUCUGCGAUUACCUCGAUAAUGUUCCAUCGUGCCAAUAAAAAAAGUCAUCUAUUAGUCAAACUAAAAUUGUCCUGUCGGACAAAAAUAUGUGAAUCCUCUGAAAUAUUUUAAGUACUUUCAUCAAAUGCUUUAAAUACAUGCACACGAAUUUUUCAUUUCUGGUUUCUUACUCAUAUAUUAAAAGCUUAUUACACCAUUUAAAAAUCAUUUAGCGGCAUUGAGCCAAUAAAUAGACAUACGGUUUUUAUUAGAACAGGAUCGCUUUUCUAAUGUUCGAGAUAGAAACAGUUGUUUGCAUAAAAAUUAAUACGAAAGUUAAAAGAAACUAUUCUUUUCCCUUACUUCUUACAAGAUGUAAAUUUGAAGACAAGCUCAUUUACAAACACCUUGGAUGAUUAAGGCCUAUGGGAAUUGAUUCUUUGUAUAAUAAGAGGCGAUGAUCGAUUACACCAAUCGAUUAGUCUAUAUCGACAAAAUCGGAUCCGUUUCAAAGUCAAGCUUGGCUGCAAGGAAACGUAAUCACACUGCUAUAGUCAAUUGAUCAACCUUUGGACUCUUAAUAUGUAUUUGGAAAUAACCACGCCUCUACGCUAUACCCAUCACCACGCCUCGGCUAUGUAUAAAACUGAGAAGUCUGACAGUCGGUUAAACUUAACGAUAUUCGUCGUAUGCAACUUCCAGUGGCUUGCAAGUGUUUAGCUCUUUUUCUUUUCAAGAAGUAAUACGCGGUCAUCAUGAAAGUUUUAAUUUGUAUUGCCAUUUUUGGAUUGAUGAAUGUUCAAAUUGAGGCCAAGAGAAGUAGCUUCCACGAACUUUUGAUGUCGAGCAAAAUAGCCGAUUCUUGUGUCGGCAGAUGCGGCCAGUCCGAAACCGAUCCCGCUAUGACCUGUCAGUGUAAUCCAUCCUGCCAGACAGCUGGUGACUGUUGCUCGGACUUUGUAUCCACGUGCAACACAUGCGCUACUUGGGGACGCUGCACUGCUGGAAACGAUCCUAGUUGGCCAUGCCAGUGUACCGCUGAAUGUGCAGACAGCAACGAUUGCUGCCCCGAUUACGCGUAUCUAUGCGGUGGAGUUGGUCCAACAGGCACAGGUACAACCAUAAAGACAACCACUCCUAGCGGCGGAGCUGGAUCUUGCGCCGGAAGAUGUGGACAGUCCGGAACGGACUCCACUAAGCCUUGCCAAUGCAAUCUAUCCUGUCAGACGUAUGGAGACUGUUGCAGUGAUUUCAACGAUAUCUGCAAUUCUUGCCAGGGACGCUGCUCUGCUGCAUAUAAUAACAAGUGGCCAUGCCAAUGCAAUGUUGACUGUCCAUCCUAUGGCAAUUGCUGCAACGACUAUUCGGCCCUUUGCCUUGCAGUUACAACAACCGUUAAAACGACAGUUAGCACUACAACUAUCGCAACCACUAUUCCUACUACAACUAUUUCAACAACUGUUCCUACUACAACAAUACUCAAAACAACAACAAUCACGCCCGUCACCACAACAUCCACCACUACCUCUUCUCCAGAAUCAUUUACUUGCCCUAACGAUCUCUUCGGAAAAUAUCCGAAUCCCAAUGACUGCAAAACAUUUUACGAAUGCGCAGCCGGUCAAGCACAUUUAAUGAAUUGCCCACCUGGCCUUUACUACAAUCCGGACUUACAAGUCUGUGACUACCUUGAUAAUGUUCCUUCUUGUCAAUGAAAUUGUUCAUAGGUUAAUUGCUUUGUUACUCUUUUGAAAAGUACAUUGAAAAUCUCUUUUAGCAUAAAUCGUUGGUGAUUGUUUUUACCAACUAAAUAAUAAGUAAAAAUCAUAAAAUUUCCCUUGUUGACUUCA